Vigna radiata var. radiata (mung bean) is the source of this 1142-nucleotide messenger RNA. RefSeq names its product NAC domain-containing protein 2-like. The transcript is spliced from 3 exons. Gene Ontology annotation, molecular function: DNA binding. Gene Ontology annotation, biological process: regulation of DNA-templated transcription. The record is from RefSeq and is a predicted model, not a curated record. Bases 65 to 877 code for a protein of 270 amino acids. Lineage: Eukaryota; Viridiplantae; Streptophyta; Magnoliopsida; Fabales; Fabaceae.
CACGCUCCAACUUUCAAACGCCGCCACCGCAUAAUUCUCCAAUCAUUCUCUGUCACCAACAAUAAUGGCCGCACCGCAACUUCACUUUCCCCCAGGAUUCAGAUUCCACCCUACAGACGAAGAACUCGUCGUUCAUUACCUCUGCCGCAAAUGCCUCAACCAACAAAUCGCCGUUCCCAUAAUCGCCGAAAUCGACCUCUACAAAUACGACCCUUGGUACCUCCCUGGAAUGGCGUUGUACGGAGAGAAAGAGUGGUAUUUCUUCUCGCCGAGGGACCGAAAGUAUCCGAACGGUUCGCGGCCGAACCGGUCCGCGGGAACCGGGUACUGGAAAGCAACCGGAGCAGAUAAACCGAUUGGUAAACCGAAACCGGUUGGUAUAAAAAAAGCCUUGGUGUUUUACGCUGGAAAAGCGCCCAAGGGAGAGAAGACAAACUGGAUCAUGCACGAGUAUCGUCUCGCCGAGGUGGACCGUUCCGUUCGCAGAAAAAACAGCUUGAGGCUGGAUGACUGGGUACUGUGUCGCAUAUACAACAAGAAAAGCGCGGUUGAGAAGCAACCGCCGGUCAAAAUUGAGUGUUCCGAACUGGCGGACGAGAAGCCGGCGAUUGCGCGGCCGUACGCGGAGGUAAAGGUGGCGGACUGCGUGAACUUCGAGGGGUCGGACUCGGUGCCGCGGCUGCUGACGAUGGACUCGAGCUGCUCGGAGCAGGUGGUCUCGCCGGAGCCGGCGAGCGAGGCGCAGAGUGAGCCGAAGAGGAGCAACAAUGAGUUUGAGUACAAUUACGUGGAUGCGAAUCUGGCGUCGGAGUUCCACAGCGCGAAUCAGAUGUCGCCGCUGCAAGAUAUCUUCAUGUACCUCUCAAAGCCAUUUUAAAUGAAAAUUAGUCGCUAAGACGUCGCCGUACGUGUGCGUAUGAAAGCAUGCAUCGAAUUUUGAGGUGGCUGCAUCGCGCGGGGAGCACGAGACUGAUCGAUGGAAGGUCCAUGAGUGUGCCCGUGCUGGUGCGCGCAGGUGAUAUUAUCAAAAACAGAAACAAAAAAUGUGAUUCUUACAUGAACAAUUGAAGAUGAUGAAUUAUGAAUGUAUUAAAUUAAUGAAAUAUUAAUACAUCAAUAGUCUUAUAGUGUUAAUGCGGGGU